AAUGCAAAUGCAUUUACAUCUUUUAAAGAUAUUCCCCUUUUUGCGGUAAAUGUGGAAGAUUUGGGCAUUCUUGCUCAUCUCCUUUAAAACCCACCGGAAAACUCCUCGCCGGUGGGAUGAUGAACAAGGGUGGCCAUAUGUCGGCAUCUGACAAAGCUACAGCUACAAAGGGCAAGUGUACGGUUGCCAGACACAAGAAAAAAACCCCAAGCAAGACAUUACAAACUCUGGACAACAGCCAGGCCCAUCAUGAUCAGUCUAGGGAUAUUCCAUGCACGUCGGUCCAAGGGGGUUUAAUCUCAGCACAAGUGACUCAUCAGGCUCCUAAAUGCAGUACCCCUCCAAGCAUAUCAGUCCAAAUGCACAAUAUCAACCACCAUCGAGAGGGCCCUUGCUCACCCAAGGAACAUUUUGCCUCUACUAGAAAUCUGGAGGGUGGUCCCUCCCUUCCCAGGAACCUCUGGUGUAAGGGUAGCAUGGAUGACUUGCAGCUUCUUCGUAAUGAUAAAGCUAAUGAUGACUUCCUGCACUCCUUCUUGGGCCACUCUGAUCCUAACCUGGAGGCCAUUCUAGAAAUUGGCAUGCACUCAGACCAAAACGGGCAGGAAGUUAUGGAAACCUCAGCCCUGGAAAACCUUGAUAUUGGAACCCCCAAGGUUUGGAUCUUCUGGGACUCUACUCUCCAGUGGGUUAGCACCAAAAUUGAUGCUCAAAUUGUCACCCUAGAAUUCCAGGAUCUCAAUUCUAGUAAUAAUCUUCUCAUAUCCACUGUCUAUGGGAAGCACACUGAUGGUGAGAGACUUGAUCUAUGGGAUGCAAUGCUAGAGCACAUGCCAGCAGACAUGGCAUGGUUUGCUGGUGGAGACUUUAACAUUAUUGCCUCACUGGAUGAGCACAAGGGUAGUUCUCAACCCAGUGCCAAGGGCAUGGCUGAUUUCAAUGACUGCAUACUAGCUUGUGGACUCAAUAACAUUAACCCAUCCGGAGGUAUUUACACUUGGAGUGGGAGAAGAUCUACUGGAAUGGUUUGGAGAAGAUUAAACAGGGUUCUACUGAAUUUCAUGGCUGUGAACCAGUUUGAAGAUAUCUCUCUCUCACACUUGAGCAAAAGUGGAUCAGACCAUAAACCCCUUAUUCUCAAAUGCCUCAAUUCACAUUAUACUGGCCCUAAAAUGUUCAGAUUCCUCAACUGUUGGCUUGCACACAACAAAUUCCUACCAAUGGUCAAGGAGCAUUGGGAGAGCAGCAGGAAUGUUAAUGGCAUGAUUGGUUUUGCUAAUAAAUUAAAAAAGCUUAAAGGUGUCAUCAGAACUUGGAGCAAAGAUGUAACACCCUAAUCCGUCCAGGUCUGCAGCCCCAUUCGGACUAAAGUAUUUAACUUGGUAAUCGUAAAAAUUUAAAACUUUUCAAACACACUUUAUUAAUCUCAAUAAUAUUUUUCAUAACAUAUACAGUACGGAGUAUUCAACAAUAUUGCGGAAACGAUUUUAAUAUUGACAUAUCAUAAAUUGUUUCAAAACUU
Messenger RNA from Cuscuta campestris, 1522 nucleotides. Lineage: Eukaryota; Viridiplantae; Streptophyta; Magnoliopsida; Solanales; Convolvulaceae. The record is from the annotation of a GenBank genome assembly.